Raphanus sativus (radish) is the source of this 3424-nucleotide messenger RNA. Its product is annotated as B3 domain-containing protein REM13-like. Gene Ontology annotation, molecular function: DNA binding. Bases 31 to 2631 code for a protein of 866 amino acids. The transcript is spliced from 10 exons. The record is from RefSeq and is a predicted model, not a curated record. Lineage: Eukaryota; Viridiplantae; Streptophyta; Magnoliopsida; Brassicales; Brassicaceae.
CGUCAGGUCCAAAUCUGAUAUGUUGGGGAGAUGGCAAGAGAAAGUGCUUGGACGACAGUAAUGGCGAAAUCAACAACGCUUCUUCUUCUUCGCCCGCAGUUCUUCCACACUCUUCUUCCUGGCUUUCAAACUCAACUCAUGAUUCCCUCAGACUUCUUCUCGAAUUACAUCAAAGAAACAAGCUUGGACUCGGAGACGACUACUACGGCGGAGCUCAAAUCGGACUCCUCCGACAUAACCUGGAAAGUCGAAUUGACUGGUCGGAUACUCAAUGACGGCUGGGGAGACUUCGCCGUCGCUAACAAUCUUCAGAUCGGCAACGUCGUCCUUGUCAGAUACGAAGGAGAUUUGGUCUUCCAUGUUUCUGACUUAGGACCAAGUUUCUCUCAGAUCCAACACAUUAAACCUCCACCACAAAACACUAAUGAUGAUGAUGAGUCAUUAAUGGAGAAGUUUCAGCAGAAGCAAAGACCUGUCUCAUAUUCAUCAUGUCAUAAGCGAUUCGUAACAUUUACGCUCCCGCCUGAUUACGCCACAAUUUGUAGAUUGACUCUUCCGAAUCUAUUCGUGAAGGAGAAUGGCAUGAACAAGCCUGAGGAGAUACGUGUGUUGGGGAAAGAUGGUACAAAGUGGCCGAUCAGCCUUCUACUUGACAAGAAAGGAAUAAUGAGUUUGGGAAAGGGUUGGAAAGAAUUUGUCAAAGCAAAUGGGUUAGAGACAGGGUUCACGCUCAAGCUGAUGUGGGAAGAAGACACAACUCCUUCGUUUAGUUUAUGCUGUGCGGAAUCAGCGAGUGACAGAGAUGAAGAAGCGUAUUUAGAAUCUAUCAAGAAACAGUCUCUUUCAAUAGAUCGGAGAAUCAGAGACAAGAGCAGCAAAGAUGAGAGAAGGUCAUGGGAAAGAGAAAAGAUUCAUCUGAGAGGGAGAUCAUACGUUGGUGAUAUUGAGGAGGUUCCUAUAAACAAGAAAGUAAAGACGAACAGUCAUGGAACAGAAGCUGUUUCUUCUUCAUUAGACAACUCGUGUUUUGUGGCCUUUGUCACGGAUUGGAGUCUAAACACAGAUACACUGUAUCUUCCACGAUAUUUUACAUGCUCAAAUGGUCUGACAAGAAAAUGCCGCAAGAUUGUUUUAAUAGAUGCUGGGGGAAGAUCAUGGGAAUUGGAUCUGAGGUUCAACGAGUCUUCUGAUAUUUUUUACAUAAGCCCGGGUUGGAGAAGUUUCUGUGACGAAAACGGUCUAGAAGCAGGAGGGUUUUUCACGUUUAAAAUAGGUGGAAACGGGGAAACUCCUGUGCUCAGUUUCUGCCCUAUGGAAUCUAUGGAUAGUAGAAGGCAAACAUACUGUUUAGAAGCUAGCAAUGAGAAAGAGGACAUAGAAAGGAAGAGAAAUGAAGAGGAGGCACUAGUGGAUAUAGAAAAGAAGGGUAAGCCGAAACACAGACCUGUGUCAUAUUCAUCAUAUUCACCAUGUUAUAAGCGAUUCAUAACAUUUACGCUCCCACCUGAUUAUGCCACACUUGAUAAAUUGACUCUUCCAAAGCUAUUCGUGAAGGAGAAUGGAAUCAACAAGCCUGGGGAGAUAUAUCUGUUGGGUAAAGAUGGUACAAAGUGGCUGACGCGACUUCUUCUGGACAAGAAAGGACUGAUGAGACUGGGAAAGGGUUGGAAAGAUUUUGUCAAAGCAAAUGGGCUAGAGUCUGGAUUCACGCUCAAGUUGAUGUGGGAAGACACAAUUCCUUCGUUUAGUUUAUGCUGUGAAGGAUCUACUGGUGACAAAGAUCAAGAAGAGUAUUUAGAAGUUAUCAAGCAACGUUCUCUUUCUAUAGAUCGGAGAAUCAGAGAUAAGAUCAGCAAAGAUGAGAAUAACGAAGAGGAGAAAAGGUCAUGGGAAAGAGAAAAGAUUAAUAUAAGUGGGAGAGAUUCAACUACGCCGAGCCAAAAGCGAUUCCUAACAUUAGCAAUCAGCCCUACCAGUCUCCGAUGUAAUAGACUGCGUCUUCCAAUGCCAUUCUUGAGAGAGAAUAGCAUGGACAAGCCUGGAGUGAUAUAUCUGUUGGGAAAAGAUGAUACAAAGUGGAUGGCAAAUCUUAUACAGGAAGGAGAUGGAAGAAUGAAAUUGGGAAAAGGCUGGAGAGCUUUUGCUAAAGAAAACGAGUUUAAGCCAGGAGAAUUCGUUACAUUAGAGUCUAUCUGGGAAGAUGAGACUCCUAUGAUCAGGUUUCUCCGUACAGAGUCUGAGAGUUCAAAAGCUAACAAGAAAGAGUCCAUUUACACGGAAGACACAGAACCUAGAACGAGAGAUUCAUCUUUAGCAAUCCAUGACCGGUUCGUGACAUUAACACUAACACAUGAAGAUGUCAAAGCCUGUAUGCUGAUUCUUCCUUGUCAGUUCUUGAAGGCUAAUGGCUUCAACAAACUUGGGAAGAUAACUCUUUUAGGUGAAAAGCGAAUAGAGUUAUCGGCGUAUCUAUUGUCAAGAGAAGGAAUUGUUGCUUUGGAAACUGGUUGGGGUGAGUUUUGUGAAGCCAAUGGCGUCAAGUUAGGAGAAUCUUUCACUUUGGAGUGCAUUAAAGAGCAAGACGAAACAGCUCCCGUGCUCAAGUUAUGUUCUCAGGAGACUAAUAAAUAAAAAUAGGUUAGUUAGGAAUAGAAAGCAUGUAGUGUAGAGUUGUUCUUUCUGUGUAGAGUUGGAGAGACUGAAGGAAAGGAAGAAGCUCGACGGUGGUGAUAGAAGUCUUCAAGUUGGGUUGUUUUAUUAUUCUCUCCAGACUUAGAGCUUCUGAAGUUUCUGAGGAUUGUGGUUAAACAUUUCUUCAAGCCUCGUCUUACUGGCUUCCACGGCCACAUGACAAACUGAUCCAAAGAGGAAGAACUCGGAUUCUUUGUUUGUGCUCCAGAGAGUCAGAGUCAGAAGAAGAGAGCAACUUCGGUGAGUUGUGUUAUAUUGUCUCUCUCUCUACCUCUUGAAUCAGACAUAUAAGAAGAGAGAAUCAUUCUGACUGUUACGAAUCUGGUGAGCUGGAUCUUUAUAUAACUCGCUCAGAGGUCUCAAAAUCGCAGUCUCCUUCAACAAAAAUGGUACAACCUGCAAUGGAAAAGCACACAUUGAGCUGGAAGUUUCUUUACUUUCAGACUGAUGUGUUUUUCUUCAGAGUCAGAAGAAGAAGACUGGUCAUCAGAAGCUAAUGAAUUAACGUAUUUUUCCACAGAACCGGAAAGAGAUGAAGAGAUCAACCAAAAUGAAAGAAAUUCACAGGAAUGUUCCAAAAGGAAUGGUAAAAAGGGUAGAUCGAUUUGUGACUUUUAACUAUCAAAACCCUAAGACUUCCAAAAACUCUAGACUAGUCAUUUUUAUCAACAUGUUAUUUGUCUUUUUAACCGUAUAAAUUCUGGAUCUUUUUAUUUGAAUCUUUGCUGCACUA